CUUUUUCUUUGCAGAAGAAGAAGAACGAAAAUAGUUUUUAAAAAUUUAUGAAUUCUGAGUGUUGAAGCAUGGGAGCUUCUGGAAAAUGGAUAAAAUCACUGAUCACUCUAAGCAAAUCCCGCUCCAAACACCCCGAGAAGGAGAGUGUGAAAAGCAGGCUGUGGAAGCUAUGGAGGAGCGGAUCCGGGGGGUUCGCGACGCCGUCUUCCAGAGCCGGAAAAGGAGUGAAGUAUCUGGAAGAUUCCGAGGGAUCCAUAUCUUCGUUCGUAUCCGACAGCGCUUUGGCAGCUGCCAUGGCGACUGUGGUUAGGGCUCCGCACAAGGAUUUCGUCCUGAUCAAGCAGGAAUGGGCUGCAAUUCGAAUCCAGACCGCGUUUCGCGGUUUUCUGGCAAGACGAGCUUUGAGGGCGUUGAGAGCAGUGGUGAGGAUACAAGCAAUAUUUCGCGGUCGACAGGUUAGGAAUCAAGCUGCUGUGACAUUAAGGUGCAUGCAAGCUCUUGUUCGAGUUCAAGCUCGAGUUAGAGCUCAAUCUGCUCAGACACCUCUCCAAUCUGCAAAAACCAAAUUUGAUCCCAUCAAGCAAGCUGAGAAUGGAUGGAGUGAUAGACCCGGAUCAGUGGAAGAAGUGAGGUCUAAAUUACAAAUGAAGCAAGAAGGAGCCAUAAAGAGAGAAAGAGCAAUUGCAUAUGCCAAUUCUCAACUGAAACCAAGAACAACAAGCAAGAGGGUGAGUCCAAAUAUGGUGGACAAGAGCCAUGGGGACUUUAACUGGCUGGAUAGGUGGGUGGCAACUAAGCCAUGGGAGAGCAGAUCUGACUCAUCUGGCUCUGCUGUUGAAUCAUCUGGCCAUAAUUCAGUGAAGAUCAGAAGAAAUAACAUUUCUACAAGGAUUUCAGCAAAAGCACCAGUGAGGUGCCAAUUAACUGGUGCAUUAUCUGAUCAGUGCCCUGGGUAUGAUGACAGCACAACCAGUCAUUCAUCCAUGUCGUCGUCGAACGAAACAACAUCAGAAGAGGAGAGGAGAAGCAGCAAACCAAGCUACAUGAGUCUCACACAGUCCAUUAAGGCAAAGAAUAAACAGCAGAGAAAACAUAGUUCUCCCUCUAAGACCAUACAGAGGCAUUCAACAGAUGAUUUUCAGUUGUGUAGGAAAUCAAGCCCACUUUCUUCUAGGAGAAGUGCUGAUAAUGUGAAGAGCCUGUGCAAGGAUCUGUACCCGCCUAUUGCAGUUAUAUAGAUGAUGAUAGUGAAGAAUCAUCAAAAUUGGAACAAGAGAAAUUGGUUUUUUUUUUUUUUUUAAAGACUAGUGUUUAUUUAUGGUUACCCCUGGGUGGGUGGAUCUCAACAUCUUGUUGUGUUGAAACUGAUAAUAGGUUAAAGAAUGAGAGUGUAUAUGUAUCAUACAAUUAUAAUAUGAUAAUGUGUAAUGAGUGAGUUUGUUUACUA
Molecule: messenger RNA, 1447 nt
Organism: Ipomoea nil (Japanese morning glory)
Lineage: Eukaryota; Viridiplantae; Streptophyta; Magnoliopsida; Solanales; Convolvulaceae
Product: protein IQ-DOMAIN 1-like
Exons: 5
Coding region: 69-1238 (389 amino acids)
Molecular function (GO): protein binding
Source: RefSeq, a predicted model, not a curated record